AUGUAUGCCAAGACUCUUCUCGUGCUGGUGCUGGGCUCCGGCCUUGCCUCUGCUCAGCUGAACACUCUGGCUGUGAGAGCGGGCCUAAAGUAUUUCGGAACGGCGGUCAACGAGCAACGAGUUACGGAUACGACGUAUAUGGCCAUCGUGAACAACACGGCUGAGUUCGGCUCCGUGGUACCCGAGAAUGGACAGAAGUGGGCAUACACCGAGCCUAGCCAGAACACAUUCUCGUACACGUCGGGCGACAUCGUCCCGAAUAUUGCCAAGGCCAAUGGCCAAAUCCUGAGAUGUCACACCCUUACUUGGCACUCUCAGCUCCCCAAUUGGGUGUCAAGCGGAUCAUGGACGGCCGCAACUCUCACAGCAGUUAUCCAGACGCACAUCUCUAACGUCAUGAAGCACUACCUGGGACAGUGCUACGCCUGGGAUGUCGUCAACGAGGCAGCUGCAGAUGAUGGCACGUGGCGUGAGAGCGUCUUCUACAACACUCUGGGUACCGACUACCUCCCGAUCUCUUUCAGAGCUGCCCGGGCUGCCGACCCCAACACCAAGUUGUACUUGAACGACUACAACCUCGAGUACAACGGCGCCAAGACGGACCGCGUCUACGAGGCGGCCACCAUCGUCCAGAACGCCGGAGGUCCUAUUGAUGGCGUCGGAUUCCAAGGUCAUCUCAUCGUCGGCAGCACUCCCGGCCGCUCCGCCCUCGCGACCGCGCUCCGCCGAUUCACCGCCCUUGGCCUUGAGGUCGCAUACACCGAGCUCGACAUCCGCCACUCCAGCCUGCCGGCCUCCAGCGCCGCCCUCGUGACCCAGGGCAACGACUUUGCAAACGUUGUCGGCUCUUGCGUCGAUGUCGAUGGCUGUGUCGGAGUCACGAUCUGGGGCUUCACGGACAAGUACAGCUGGAUUCCCGACACCUUCAGCGGCCAGGGCGACGCUCUCCUUUGGGACGCCAACUACGCCAAGAAGCCCGCGUACACGUCCGUCUCUUCGGUCCUCGCUGCUGCUGCUACCGGCGGUGCCGGCACGACUGUGCCCCCGACCACGACGACCCGUACCUCGACCUUGGUCACCUCGACGACAUCAUCUCGCGCGACCACGACAACUGCGGCAUCAGGCUCGGAGCAAGUCCGCUGGGGGCAGUGCGGAGGUAGCGGAUGGACUGGGCCUACCAAGUGUGCCAGCCCCUAUGUUUGCACCUUUGUGAACGACUGGUACUCUCAGUGCUUGUAA
Molecule: messenger RNA, 1239 nt
Organism: Colletotrichum chrysophilum
Lineage: Eukaryota; Fungi; Ascomycota; Sordariomycetes; Glomerellales; Glomerellaceae
Gene: XYN1
Product: Glycoside hydrolase, 10
Exons: 4
Coding region: 1-1239 (412 amino acids)
Biological process (GO): carbohydrate metabolic process
Cellular component (GO): extracellular region
Molecular function (GO): hydrolase activity, hydrolyzing O-glycosyl compounds; cellulose binding
Source: RefSeq, a predicted model, not a curated record